Molecule: messenger RNA, 2354 nt
Organism: Morus notabilis
Lineage: Eukaryota; Viridiplantae; Streptophyta; Magnoliopsida; Rosales; Moraceae
Product: growth hormone-regulated TBC protein 1
Exons: 8
Coding region: 857-2044 (395 amino acids)
Source: RefSeq, a predicted model, not a curated record
UAAACCUACCUACUCUCUCUCUCUCUCUCUCUCCAAGCAUAAUCAUCGUCAAUCUAUGAUAUCCACUCGGUUUCUCUCUAUAACGUUCCGAAAGAUAUAUUUAUAGAAAGAAAAAUUGAAAAGAGAAGCCCCACUAAAUUGAAAAAUUUUCCUUUGCAAUUUGGACCUCUUCCCUCACAUCAAUUUUUAUUUUUUUAUUUUUUCUGUUAACAGUCCACACCAAAAAAAGGAGACAACUUCAGAAUUCAGAACAUCUAUUUUUACAUUAUGUCCUCCUUUGCUCAAAUCAUCCCCAAAAUCCGGACUCUCUUGAUCUUUGUAAACCCUCUUUUCUUCAUCAUCCAUUCCCAUAUAAUUUAUUCCUAAAUUAGACAAUUUCCUUCUCCUCCUUUUUUUUUUUUUUUUUUUGCUAAUCAAAAGAAACCCCGUUUCAGUAAAGACACUACCCACCUUAUUCGCCUAUAUUUCUUCUCUUUUUAAAUAUACAUUGCAAGAAAAGAUUUUUCUUUUUUCUGGGUUCGCCUAUUUUUCCCUCUCCAUAUUCGCUUUUCUGGGUCUGAGGAGUUGUUUGAAUUUUCACAUUGAGCCCACCUGAGGAAAAUAAAAAAAUAAACAAUUUUUUUUUUUUUGAGGGAGUAUUUUAGUUUUGUUACAGAAGUUCAAGUUCCUUAUGGCAGCAGCCAAUUAUAUUGUUUAUCUACAUGUGAGAUUUUGGUGAUAUGCUGAGUUUCCGGCUUUUCUUCCAUGAACUUUUGAGGUACCCAUUUGAGAACAACAAGCUGGUGGGUUUUUGACCUUUUCUUGCUUAAAACAAAGAAGAUCAGCCUUUGAUCUGCCACAAGAAGCAAAAGAAAAUAUGUACGGAGCUCAAAGCAAAAGAGACCUUGCCUUAGAAUUCCAAUCCCAAAUACCAAUUCUGAGGCCAAGCAUCCAUGCCAGGAGGGCCAAUCUGACUGUGAAGUUCCAAGACCUUUAUGGGUUCACAGUAGAAGGGAAUGUGGAUGAUGUGAAUGUGUUGAAUGAGGUGAGAGAAAAGGUGAGGAAACAAGGAAGGGUUUGGUGGGCAUUGGAGGCCAAUAAAGGUGCAAAUUGGUACCUGGAGCCUUCCAUAUCAGAAGGGAUUGCCUUGAAAUCUUCUCUCAAAUUUUCCACUCUGGCAAAUGCCAUUACCUUGAAGAGGCUUAUUAGGAAUGGAAUUCCUCCACUUCUUAGGCCCAAGGUUUGGUUUUCCUUAUCUGGGGCUGCGAAGAAAAAGUCAACUGUGCCUGAGAGCUAUUACAAUGAUCUCACAAAGGCUGUUGAAGGGAAAGUCACACCUGCAACUAGGCAGAUUGAUCAUGACCUUCCACGGACCUUUCCAGGUCACCCAUGGUUGGAUACUCCAGAGGGCCAUGCUGCUCUGCGACGUGUUCUUGUUGGGUAUUCUUUCCGUGAUUCCGAUGUAGGCUAUUGUCAGGGCUUAAAUUAUGUUGCAGCAUUGUUGUUGCUUGUAAUGAAAACAGAGGAAGAUGCAUUUUGGAUGCUUGCUGUCCUCCUGGAGAACGUUUUGGUUAAUGACUGUUACACAAAUAAUUUAUCGGGAUGCCAUGUGGAACAAAGAGUUUUCAAGGAUCUACUUGCCAAAAAAUGCCCUAGGAUAGCCACUCAUUUGGAAGCAUUGGACUUUGAUGUUUCCCUUGUUGCCACUGAGUGGUUUCUUUGCCUCUUUUCUAAGAGUUUACCUUCAGAGACAGCUCUUCGGGUAUGGGAUGUCCUUUUCUAUGAGGGAGCAAAGGUGCUAUUUCAUGUGGCUUUGGCAUUCUUUAAGAUGAAGGAAGACGAGUUGCUUUUAACCCAUCAUGUGGGUGAUGUAAUUAAUAUUUUGCAGAAAACUACUCAUCAUCUCUUCGACCCUGAUGAUCUAUUGACGGUGGCUUUUGAUAAGAUAGGAUCAAUGACCACCAACACUAUAUCUAAGCAGAGGAAAAAGCAAGAACCUGCUGUGAUGGCGGAGCUUGAUCAGAGAUUGAGACGGUUAAAUUCGUUAAAAUUGGACGACAAGUAGCGUUUUCUUUGUCAAGCUCAUCAAACUGUAAAAUGUCAUGCAUCCUCUAGAUGCCUGUUGCCUUCUUAAGGAAGGGGCGAGCUUGAAUUUGUGCCUUUACCAGCUUAAAGUGAGUGCCUGUUGUUUUUCAGGAUUUUGUAGGGCAUAAAAAUGUAAAUUUUUAAUCUGUUACCAUUUAACCUGGUUAAGAGACAAUGCAAAACAGGGCAAUGCCCUCUAAUUUUUUUAAUUAUUGUUAUAUAGUGUACAAUUAUUAUUUGAGUAGAAGCUAAUUCUUAUUUCCAUCCUUUUGGAUAAUGGAUUUUAUAAA